Messenger RNA from Mya arenaria, 1157 nucleotides. RefSeq names its product integrin beta-6-like. Gene Ontology annotation, biological process: cell migration; integrin-mediated signaling pathway; cell adhesion mediated by integrin. Gene Ontology annotation, molecular function: integrin binding. Lineage: Eukaryota; Metazoa; Mollusca; Bivalvia; Myida; Myidae. Gene Ontology annotation, cellular component: integrin complex; cell surface; focal adhesion. The transcript has 9 exons. The coding region runs from base 153 to 1157 and encodes 334 amino acids. The record is from RefSeq and is a predicted model, not a curated record.
UUACUUUUAUAGAAACGGGAUUUAUAACAAAUAUAACCAAGAUACAUGACUGAUAUAUACAGUAAAGUUUGAAAUAUUUAUAUCUUACGUGAUAAUAUGGUUACUUUUGUAUAUUGUUUAUAGUGAUGUAAGAUCAAUAGUGACCUGAACAUAUGAAACACAUUUAUAAAAUGGAUCUCUUGUAUACAAUUGUUCUGCUUGCAACCUUGAUGGAGUCCCAGAUCCGCCAGGUUGAAGCGCAAACACAAUGUGCAGAACAGAGGUUUUGCAGCGAAUGUAUUACUGCGCACAACGAGUGCGCAUGGUGUAACGAUGUGGAGUUUACGGAUACUCGAUGUGCGAUGAACACCAGUAUGCUGACUUCGAAGGGUUGUCAAGAGAUAAAGUCACCUACUAUCAACGAAACUAAAACGCAGGAGCUGGACCAAGAAAAAUGUUCCCAAGGUAACGGGACCUACGAAUGCGGGGUUUGUAAGUGUAGACCGGGACGAAGCGGCGAGUUCUGUCAAUGUGAUAAUAAGGAAGGGGAUACUGUGCAGCAAGAGGCGAAAUGUAGAAAGGACAAUGGUACAAAAGUUUGCGAGGACCAAGGUACAUGUAAAUGUGGCCAGUGUGUGUGCCUGAGGAACUACUUAGGUCCGUAUUGUGAAUGUAACAACAACAUGUGCAUCAAGCCAGGAAGCACGGAGAAAUGCAGCAAUCAUGGGCAAUGUAAUUGCGGAAGAUGUCUAUGUAAGGACGAUUAUGAUGGUCAACACUGUGAAUGCCCUCCGAAACGCAAUUGUAAACAUCCGGAAACAGGGAUGGAGUGUAAUGGCCAUGGAACGUGUAAGUGCGGAAAGUGUGAAUGCGAACCCGACUAUGAGGGACCAACGUGCGGAGAGUGUCCUAAAUGUGAAAGGUGUAGCAAAUGCCGGUACAGAGAAUGUGUCAAGUGCAUCGUAGAAAAUGAAAAGCAGACAGCCAUGAUCAACGAGACAGCUAUUCCGCUCGCGUGUCAGUUAAGCUGCCCGAAUCUUCUAGUCACAAUGGUCAACAAAUUCAAUGAUCCCGAUCCCUGUGGCUUCAUUGUGUCGAAGAAAUGUAUAAUCAACUACUUAGUGGAGUGUUCAAACGAUACUGUCCGGCUCAACAUCGCCAACAAGAGAGGUAAGUGA